Molecule: messenger RNA, 1752 nt
Organism: Tilletiaria anomala UBC 951
Lineage: Eukaryota; Fungi; Basidiomycota; Exobasidiomycetes; Georgefischeriales; Tilletiariaceae
Exons: 2
Biological process (GO): barbed-end actin filament capping; actin filament bundle assembly; mitotic actomyosin contractile ring assembly
Cellular component (GO): cell division site; mating projection tip
Molecular function (GO): small GTPase binding; actin binding
Source: RefSeq, a predicted model, not a curated record
AUGACGGCCUCUGGCUCGCGGGAUAGCGCACAUAUCAGCGCCACUGGCAACCCCAACCACUCCUACGGCCACUAUACGCGCGGUUCUGCCGCCCCGGGGGGCAGUGGGUUCGGCGGCAGCGGGUCCGAGUUCCAGAUUGUCCGCCCGGAUGAGGCCGAGGUGGAACGCAUGUUCGCCGACCUAAUGGACAAGCGCGACUUCCUCAACGUCCCUGGCGGCAACCUCUCCGAUGAGCUCAAGGAGCAAGCACGUCGCAAUAUGCUCGACUUUAGCAUCGACAAGAAGUGGACGCUCGUGUACAAUGACAAGCUCACCGAGUGGCACGCAGACCGUGAGCGCGAGCUCAACCGCAGGCACAAGGUCGGCCUCAGAGGCGGUGGGGGAAUGCAGGGCCCCAUCAUCACGCGCAAUUCGCCUGAAUGGUUCAUUAAGCGCAUCAUGGACGGCACCGUGACCACCAAGCACAUUGAGUCGCUCGCUGUCACGCUUCGCACGUGCGCCAUCGGGUGGAUCCAGAGCUUCGUCGAGGCCAAGGGCACACCCGUCCUGGCGAGCUUUUUGGGCAGCCUGCACGCCAAGCAACACAAGGCGGAGAAUGACAUUGCGCUCGAGUACGAGGUGCUCAAGGCGUUCCGGUCACUGUUCAACAGCAAGCCGGGUGCCAAUGACGCGCUGGCGCAGCCCAAAUGCAUCUCGGGCAUCGCACACUCGGUCGUUUCUGCGCAUCUGGCGACGCGCAAACAGGCGGCCGACAUCCUCCUCUUCCUGUGCCACUGGGAGAAACCGACAGGACAUAGGUUGGUCCUGCGCGGCUUUGACGACCUCAAGACGUCGCAGGGCGACCACGGCCGCUUCGACGCCUGGUUUCGGGUGCUGGAGCAGACGAUUGACGGCCGUGGCAAGAUGGGGAGCCUCGUCGGCGCAUCGGAUGAGCUCAAGAAGAUCAGCCUCAUCGGGCCCCAGGCGCAGGAGUCAAGCUUGAACGAGUACGCCAUUAACAACAUGUUUCUGAUCAACGCCAUCCUCAACCACGACAUCGUGCACGAGUUCGAGGUGCGCGUGCACCUGCGCAACCAGAUGGACGCCAGUGGCCUGCAGCGCAUCCUCAUCAAGAUGCGCGCAUUCAAGAAUCCCGACCUGGACCUCCAGAUUCAGGUGUUCGAAAAGGGCGCAGAGGCGGACCACGAAGAUGUCGUCGAGAGCUUCAACAGGGACGUCCUCACCGACCUUGGCGAUCCUGUUGAUGUCUUCAAAGCAAUCGUCGAAAAAGUGCAGGGAAGCAGGGCGUAUGACUUCUUUCUGUCGGCCUUGCAGCACCUGUUGCUCAUCAGGCACGAGUCGGAAGGACUCGUGCACUAUUACCAGCUGAUCGACUCCCUUGUCACUGCUGUCGUCAUGGACCGCAAGGGCGCCGUCGAAGGGUCCGACCUGACCUCCCUGCUCGGUGUGUCGGUCAACCAGGUGCUGUCGCGCUUUGCGGACCAGGACAAGAUCGACGCGACUGACGCUGAGAUGCAGAGGCUACGCGCCAAGCUGCAAGAUAGCGAGCAAGAGCGGUCCAAGCUUGAGGCGCAGCUCAACCAGGGCACCGCAGGGCUCAUGGAGAACCUGGAAGGGCAGAUCAAAGCGCUAGAGGAUGAUCUCAAGAUUGCCCGUGAGAACAAAGAUGCAACGGAACAAGAGAUGGAGGACACAGAAAAGGCGUACAUCGACCGCAUCGUGCAGCUCGAGAUCCAGAUCCGCGAGUUGUAC